Messenger RNA from Gloeophyllum trabeum ATCC 11539, 860 nucleotides. RefSeq names its product mitochondrial fission 1 protein. Bases 26 to 493 code for a protein of 155 amino acids. Lineage: Eukaryota; Fungi; Basidiomycota; Agaricomycetes; Gloeophyllales; Gloeophyllaceae. Gene Ontology annotation, molecular function: protein binding. The transcript is spliced from 5 exons. Gene Ontology annotation, biological process: peroxisome fission; autophagy of mitochondrion; mitochondrial fission. The record is from RefSeq and is a predicted model, not a curated record. Gene Ontology annotation, cellular component: mitochondrial outer membrane; peroxisomal membrane.
ACUCCUUCCUCCGACUACGCCCAUAAUGCCUACAGAACUGCCAUACGCCGCCGACGCCGAGGUGUCGCUAUCGUACGACGAGCUCGAAGUAUUACGACUUCAAUACGAGAAGGAGGUAGAGGCGGGGCAUGUCACGGUUCAGACGAAGUUCAACUACGCUUGGGGCCUGGUGAAGAGUCCGGUACGUGAGGAUCAGGUAGAGGGUGUGCGACUGCUGCAAGAGAUCUACCGCGCGGAGCCCGCUCGCCGAAGAGAGUGUCUUUAUUAUCUAGCACUUGGUCACUACAAGAUGGGAAAUUACGAGGAUGCCAAGAAGUUCAAUGGCCUUCUUUUAGAGAAGGAACCUACGAAUCUCCAGGCUCAUAGCCUUCAGACGUUAGUAGACCAGCGCUUAGCAAGGGAUGGGUACAUAGGCAUGGCCCUAGCCGGUGGAGCAGCUGCCAUCGGGGCCAUCCUACUUACAGGUCUAAUACGGCGAGCAACCCGCAAAUAAUGUCUUUGGCCACGACUUACGCUGUGUUCCCGCUCCCACGUCUCCUAUUUAUCCUAUCAAAUAAUGUACGGUCUCUCCGACUCGCAAAUAACAUCCUUAUGACCUAAUAAACGGUACUUCCUUCCCCAUCAAUCCUCAGUUGUCCUUAGGCCGGGAAGCGGUGGAUGGUGACGAGUAUGUCGCGCGCGCAACGCAUAGAAUUUUGCGUAGAAUUUAUAUCUUGUAUCAAUAGCGUGAAGCACGGAAGUUCGAGAUUUUCCCUCUCGUAUUGCUAAGAGCCUAAGGAAGAGCCUAAAACCCGGUAACUAGAGAGCUGUUUCUAGAAUACAGACUAAUGGUGUACAUGAACAUCCGUAGUACAACCCGG